Molecule: messenger RNA, 6143 nt
Organism: Pan troglodytes (chimpanzee)
Lineage: Eukaryota; Metazoa; Chordata; Mammalia; Primates; Hominidae
Product: peroxiredoxin-2-like
Exons: 1
Coding region: 3779-4375 (198 amino acids)
Biological process (GO): cellular response to stress; cell redox homeostasis; hydrogen peroxide catabolic process
Cellular component (GO): cytosol
Molecular function (GO): thioredoxin peroxidase activity
Source: RefSeq, a predicted model, not a curated record
UUUUUUUUCCAUCAGUUCCCCAAGCCCCAAUUCCCAUGGGGCAAUUUGAAAAGGGCCAUGUAACAUCUGCAAAGGAAGUAGUCUGAAUUACAGGAGAGGAGGCCUAAGCUUAGAGAACCUGAAUCUAUUAAGUUUUAUGCUUCCCCACCCCUUGUUCCAAAGGGAGAUACUGUAUCUUCCAAGGCUGUAAGCAAACCUGACCUUUGCUCUGGAGAAAGACACUAUCUCCUUCUACCCUCCAAGGCUGUUCAACUUGGUACCUCCCUUCAUCCUGGGGAGCCCUUCUGCCUCCUCUAUGCUGUCCUUUUUUUAUGUAUCACAUGUCUUUCUCUUUCUUUUUUCACUCUCUUACCUUUAUGGAGCACAUUUUCUACAGUUGGGAGAAAAAAUUUUUGCAACUGUGCAUGUCUGUAAAUACCUUUAUUCUACCCUCAUACUUCCAUGAGAAUUUGCCUGGCUACUGAAUCUUAGUUUGGAAAUAAUUUUCCUUGAGAAUUUUUAUGGCAUUUCCCUAAUACAUUUUAGGUUUCAAUAUUAGGUUAAGAAGACUGAAGUCAUUUAAAUUCCUAAUUCGUUAUAUAUCACUUGUUUUUCCCCUUUUCUGGAAACUUCUCUUUGACAUGAGUUUCCUAAAAUUUUUGAUGAUAUGCUUUGAAAUGGGUCUAUCUGGGGUUCUUUCAAUGUAGAAAUUAAUGUCUUUCCAUUUUAGGAAAUAUUCUGAAUUAUUAAAAUUUCUUUCCUGAAUUUCAUCAAAAAUUUCUUUCCAUUUUUUUUCUGCUGUGAAAUGCCUUUUAUACAGGAAUUAGACUUCCUCAGCUGGUCCUCUAAUUUUCUUAGUUUCUCCCUCCUUUUUUCCAUCUCUCUGUCCUUUUGCUCUACUUUCUUGGAGAUGUUCUCAACUUUAUAUUAUAAUCCUUCUUUAGAACUUUUUCCUUUUUUAUUGAGGUAUAUAACUUAAAAGUGCACAAGUCUUAAGUGUGCAGCUCAAUGACCUUUUACACUGUGCACAUACACUGUGUACACCCCGGCAACACCCCUUCAAAAUACAGAACACUUCCAACUCCCCAGAAGGAUCCUUCAUCCCUCCCAGUCAGUACUUUAAUCACUAUUCUGAUACCACAGAUGAAUUCUGCCUGCUUUUUAAAAAUCAGCUUUAUUGAGGUAUAAUUUUCAUACAAUUAAAUCCACUAAUUUUAAGUGUACAGUUGAUGAGUUUUGAAAACUUUAUAAACUGCAUAACCACCACUACCACCACAACAAAGGUAAAGAACAUUUCCAUCACCCCAGAAAACUCCCUUUUGCCACUUUGCAUUCGACCUCCAACUCUCACCAUGCACUCUCCUGUUCCCUUCUCCCUACACAGGCCCACCUCAGUUUACCGCGCCUCAUUUUACUGCACUUCACAGACACCAUUUUUUACAAUUUGAAGAUUCAUGGCAACUGUGCAUCCAGCAAGUCUACCGGUGCCAUUUUUCUAACAGCAUGUGCUCACUUUGUGUCUCUAUGUCACAUUUUGGUAAUUCUCACAAUAUUCCAAACUUCUCCAUUUUUAUUAUAUCUGUUAAUAGUGAUCAGUGAUGUUACUGUUGUAAUUGUAUUGGGGCACCACAAACCAUGCCCUAUAGCAAGGUGAAUAUAAUUGAUAAAUACUGUGUUCUGACUGCCCUACCAAUAGGCUGUUGCCCUCUCUCUCUCUUCUCCUCGGGCCUCCUUUUCCCGGAGACACAAUACUGAAAUUAGGCCAAUGAAGAACCCUACAAUAGCCUCUAAGUGUUCAAGUGAAAGGGAAUAGUUGCAUGUCUCUCACUUGAAAUCAAGGGCCAGAAAUGACUAAGCUUAGCAAGCAAGGCAUGUUGAAAGCUAAGAUAGGCCAAGAGGUAGAUCUCUCGUGCCAAAGAGCCAAGUUGUAAACGCAAAGAAGAAGUUCUUGAAAGAAAUUAAAAGUGCUACUCCAGCGAACAUAUGAAUGAUGAGAAAGCAAAACAGCCUUAUUGCUGAUAUGGAGAAAGUGUGAGUGGUCUGGACAGAAGAUUAAACCAGCCACAAUAUUCCCUUAAGCCAAAGCCUAAUCCAGAACAAGACCCUAAUUGUCUUCAAUUCUAUGAAGGCUGAAAGAGGUGAGGAUGCUGCAGAAGUAUGAAGCAAGUAGAGACUGGUUUAUGAGGUUUAAGGAAAGAAGCCUUUUCCAUAACACAAAAGUGCAAGGUGAAGCAGCAAGUGCUAAUGUAGAAGCUGCAGCAAGUUGUCUAGAACUAGCUAAGAUCAUUGACGAAGAUGGCUACACUAAACAACAGAUUUUCAAUGUAGACAAAAUAGCCUCCUAUUGGAAAAAUAUUUCAUCUAAGACUUUCCUGGCUAGAGAGGAAAAGUGAAUGCCUGGGUUCAAAGCCUUAAAGGACAGGCUGGCUCUCGUGUCGGGGCUGAUUUAGCUGACGACUUGAAGUUGAAGCCAAUGCUCAUUUACUAAUAUGAAGAUCCUAGGGCCCUUAAGAGUUAUGCUGAAGCUACUCUGCCUGUGCUCUGUAAAUGGAAUAGCAAAGUCUAGAUGACAGCACAUCUGUUUACAGUAUGGCUUACUGAAUAUUUUAAGCCCAACUUUGAGAGCUAUGGCUCAGAAAAAAAGAUUCCUUUAAAAAUAUUGCCACUCACUGACAAUGCACCUGGUCACCAAAGAGCUCUGAUGUAGAUGUACAAAGAGAUAAAUGCUGUUUUCAUGCCUGCUUAUCCAUUCUGCAGGCCAUGGAUAAAGGAGUUAUUUCAACUUUCAAAUCUUAUUAUUUAAGAAAUACAUUUUUUAAGGCUACAGGUGCCAUACAUAGUGAAUUCCUUUGAUGAAACUGGGCAAAGUAAAUUGAACACUUUCUGGAACAGAGUCACCCUUCUAGAUGCCAAUAAGAACAUUUGUGAUUCAAGGGAGGAUGUCAAAACAUUAACACUAACAGGAGUGUUACAGAAAUUGAUUCCAGUCCUCAUGGAUGACUCUGAGGGUUUCAAGACUUUAUUGGAGGAAGUCACUGCAGAUGUGGUAGAAAAAGCAAGAGAACUAGAAUUAGAAGUGGAGCUUGUAGAUGUGACUGAAUUGCUGCAAUCUCACGAAAAAACAUAAACGGGGUAGGGCACAGUGGCUCACACCUGUAAUCUCAACACUUCGGGAAGCCAAGGCAAAAGGAUCACUUAAGACCAGGAGUUCAAGACCAGCCUGGGCAACACAGCAAGACCCCAUCUCUACAAAAAAUAAAAAAAAAACUUGAAUGGAUGAGUUGUUUCUUAUGCAUGAGCAAAGAAAGUGGCUUCUUGAGCUGCAAUCUACUCCUGGUGAAGAUGCUUGUGAACACUGUUGAAAUAACAAUAAAGGAUUUAGAUUACUACAUAAUCCUAGUUGAUAAAGCAGCAGCAGGGUUUGGAGAGGAUUGACUCCAAUUGUGAAAGAACUGCUACUGUGGGUAAAAUGCUAUCAAACAGUAUAAUUGCAUGCUAUGGAGAAAUUUUUCACAAAAGGAAGAGUCAAUACAUCCACCAAACUUUGUUGUUGUCUUAUUUUAAGAAUUGCCCUGGGCCAGGCACACUGGGUCAUGCCAGUAAUCCCAACACUUUGGGAGGCCAAGGCAGGAGUAUCACUUGAGGCUAGAAGUUCAAGACCAGCCUGGGCAACAUAGCAAGAUGCCAAUUCUAAAAAAAAAAAAAAAAAAAUUUAAUUAGUCACAUGGGCACUGAGAACGCGGGUCCACGCACGUGAUCGUCCGUGCAUCUAGCCUUUGCCCACACAGCUUGUUCAGUCAUGGCCUCAGGUAAUGCGUGCAUGGGAAAGCCCGCCCCUAACUUCAAGGCCACAUCCAUGGUGGAUGGCGCCUUCAAAGAGGUGAAGCUGUCAGACUACAAAGGGAAGUACGUGGUCCUCUUUUUCUACCCUCUGGACUUCACUUUUGUGUGCCUCACAGAGAUCAUUGCAGUCAGCAGCCAUGCCGAGGACUUCCGCAAGCUGGGCUGCGAAGUGCUGGGCAUCUUGGUGGACUCUCAGUUCACCCACCUGGCUUGGAUUAACAUCCCCCGGAAGGAGGGAGGCUUGGGCCCCCUGAACAUCCCCCUGCUUGCUAAUGUGGCAAGACGCUUGUCUGAGGAUUACGGUGAGCUGAAAAGAGAUGAGUGCAUUGCCUACUGGGGCCUCUUUAUCAUUGAUGGCAAGGGUGUCCUUCGCCAGAUCACUGUUAAUGAUUUGCCUGUGGGACACUCAUUGGAUGAGGCUCUGCAGCUGGUCCAGACCAUCCAGUACACGGACGAGCACAGGGAAGUUUGUCCUGCUGGCUGGAAGCUUGGCAGUAACACAAUUAAGCUCAACGUGGAUGACGGCGAGGAAUAUUUCUCCAAACAAAAUUAGGCUGGCCAAUGGAUAGUGAGCUUGUGCCCCUACCUAGGUGCCUGUGCUGGGUGCCCACCUGUGCCCCUACCUAGGUGCCCUGUGCUGACCCAGGAAAGGCCAGACCUGCCCCUCCAAACACCACAGUCUGGGACCCUGGAGGGCUAGACCAAGGCCUUCUCAUGCCUCCUCCUGGGAGCUGAAUAGUGACGCCCACUCCCGAGCCCGCCCAGCAGCACACAGGCCUAGAGGUGACCAAUAAAGUAUUAGGGACAAGAAAAAAAAAAUUAGUCACAUGUGGUCCUAGCUACUCAAGAGGCUGGGGCGGGAUGAUCGCUUGAGUCUGAGAGUUUGAGGCUGCAGUAAGUUAUGAUCGCACCACUACGCUCCAGCCCUCCAGCCUGGGUGACAGAGUGAGACCCUGCCUCUAAAAAAAAAAGAAAAGAAAAAAGAAAAGAAGGAGGAGGAAGGAAGAAGGAUGAGGAGGAGUAGGAAGAGAGGAAAAAGAGAAGAAGGAGGAAGAAGAAAUUGCCACGGCCACCCCAACCUUCAGCAACCACUACCCUGAUCUGUCAGCAGCCAUCAAGAAAAGAUCCCCCCACCAGUAAGAAGAUUAAGACUUGCUGAGGCUCAGAUAAUUGUUAGCAUUUUUUAGCAAUACAGUCUUUUUUAACAACAGAUGCUGGCAAGGCUGCAGCGAAAAGGGAAUACUUAUACAUUGUUGGUAUGGAAAGCAGUUUAGAGAUUUCUCAAAGAACUUAAAACAGAACUACCAUUUGACCCGGCAGUCCCAUUACUGGGUAUAUACCCAAAAGAAAACCAAUCAUUCUACCAAAAAGACACAUGCACUCGUAUCUUCACUGCAGCACUAUUCACAAUAGCAAAGCCAUGGAAUCAAUCUCGGUAUCUAUCAACAGUGGAUUGGAUAAAGAAAACGUGGUACAUAUAUACCAUGGAAUACUACAUGGUCUUAAAAAAGAACAAAAUCAUGCCCUUUGCAGCAACAUGGAUGUAGCUGGAGGCCAUUAUCCUUAGCAAAUAAAUGCAGGAACAGAAAACCAAGUACUAUAUAUUCUUACAUAUAAGUGGGAGCUAAACAUUGGAUACUCCUAGACAUAAAGAUGGCAACAACAGACACUGGAAACUAAUAGAGGUGGGAGGGAGGCAGGCAAGGGUUGGAAAACUAUCUUUUGGCUACUACACUCACUCUCUGGGUGACGGGAUCAUUCAUAUCCCAAACCUCAGCAUCAUGCAAUAUACCCAUGUAACAAACCUGCAGAUGUACCCCCUAAAUCUAAAAUAAAAGUUAAAAAAUUUUAAAGUCUUUUUAAAUUGAGGCAUGUACAUUUUUUAGACGUAAUGCUAUUGCACACUUAAUAAACUAUAGUAUAGUGUAAACGUAACUUUUAUAUGCACUGGGAAACCAGAAAAUUUGUGUGACUAGCUUUAUCGCAAUAUUUGCUUUACCAAAAUGGUCUGAAACAAAGCCCACAGUAUCUCUCAAGUAUGCCUGCAGUUUUGUCAGUUCUAGAAUGCAAAAUAAAUAAACUCAUAUGGUAUAUACUCUGAUUUCCUUCAUUUAGAAUAAUGCUAUUGAGAUUCAACGAUGCCCUUAUAUGUAUCAGUAAUUACUUUUUAUUGCUGAGUAGUAUCCCAUUAUAUAGACAUACUAAAAUUUGUUUAUUCACUCAUCAGUUCUCCAUAGCGCACUUCACAGAAACAAAUCACAAAAGUACAGGACAUAUCAUUUACCCAGGCUUUACUUUAUUUCCACUGAGUUUACAUCUAA